Molecule: messenger RNA, 2989 nt
Organism: Rhododendron vialii
Lineage: Eukaryota; Viridiplantae; Streptophyta; Magnoliopsida; Ericales; Ericaceae
Product: sec1 family domain-containing protein MIP3
Exons: 8
Coding region: 181-2781 (866 amino acids)
Biological process (GO): vesicle-mediated transport; intracellular protein transport
Source: RefSeq, a predicted model, not a curated record
UCCAAAUUUCUCUUCCUCUGCCUAUUUCGCUUUCCGGUGACCGCCGAUCAAAUAUCCCGGCAACACGCGGCCACAUUCGAUCUGUACAGCUCAAUCUCCAGUUCCAUCUUCAACACUCAACGUUUGGAUUUCUAGCUGGUGUGAUUGUGAUGUGCUGAAGGCUAUCAGGGCUACCGCAAAAUGGCCUUUGCUGAUGUCAUCAUAUGUUGCCUUGAUUCCAUCAGACAAAUAUCAGAGCACAUUGAAGGCGCAACUAUAUACUUAGAUGCGGGAUGUACUGAGAGUUUCCAGUUUCUCGGAGCAUUCCCUCUGUUACUGGAGCUUGGAGUACAUGCUGUUUGCAGCUUGGAAGACAUGUCUCCUCUUGAUAUGGUGGUCGAUUGGAGUCCAAAAUCAGAUCCUGCAAGAAAAGUUGUGGUCUUCGCAUCACGGCUUUUAAGUGAUUCACAUCGUUAUGUCUUACGUUGUCUUAGCACACAUCAAAAUGUUUGCAAUUGCACUAUAUUUACAUCCAUCUCAGAGAUAGCUCACUCAGCUUAUCCUGAUUCACCUCUAGGACCUGAUGCUUUUCGCGAAUAUGAAUCCUUGCUUGUCCAAGAUUAUGAGGAGCUCCUUAAAAGAUGUGAAGCAAAAUCUAAACAAUCAGGAGAAAGCAAUGCCAAGGAAAAUUUGAUAGCGGAUGAUGAUGGAUGGUCGCAACUCACUUCCAGUAAAGAAGAAACUUCUGCCGUUGAAUCAGGUUCAGGUGCAAAAGAAACAUAUGAAGAUGAGCCAACAGGCCAUGUCGAAGAUGUUGGGCAAAAAUUGUUUGUUUCGGUGCAUCACUUCCCUCUGAUAUUGUGCCCCCUUUCCCCCAGAGUUUUCGUCUUGCCUUCAGAGGGGUCAGUUGCUGAAGCAUAUUUAUCGGCUCAGCACGAGAAUUCCCUUAGUCCUGGGUUGCCUCCCUUAAGUGCUGGCUUACCUCCUGAUGGCGAGGAUACCCCUCCUGGGGCUACCCUUACAGCACAAUUUCUCUAUCAUCUGGCUGCAAAGAUGGAUCUGAAGACGGAAAUAUACUCCCUUGGCGAUUUAUCAAAAACUGUUGGGAAGCUGUUGACAGACAUGUCCAGUCUUUAUGAUGUAGGGCGUCGGAAACGAUCAGCUGGGCUGUUACUCAUUGACCGCUCACUUGAUCUUCUGACCCCAUGCUCUCAUGGGGACUCGCUCAUUGAUCGAAUCUUUUCAGCUUUGCCUCGUAGGGAACCAACAUCAUCUCCUCACAUGAAAGGUUCACAAACUCAACUCAAGCAUGGCCCUAUUGACUUGCAACGUGCUCCUCUUGAUGUUCAGAUACCAUUGAAGUUUCUCAGGGAAGAAGAUUCUACUACUGAAAGUUUCCAACUGUUAGAAAGCAUUGAAGCUUUUCUCCAUGGGUGGAAAUCUAGGAACUUAACUUUUCAGACUGUAGAUUUGAUUAAUCUCAAUACUAAACUACAAGAUGAAAGCGAAAAACCUUUUCGUUCUGCGGGCAAGAUACUUAAUGGAUCAUUUGUAUCAGCAGAAAGUUUUCGUGGAACGCCCUACCUAGAAGCCAUUUUAGAUAGGAAAACCAAAGAUGGUUCCGUCCUGAUAAGGAAAUGGCUUCAAGAAGCUUUACGUCGGGAAAAUAUAAAGGUGAAUGUGAAGAUUCGUCCUGGUUUUGUGACAAAAUCGGAGUUACAUCCUCUUAUUAAAGCACUGGCUAGAAGCGAUUCAUCUUUAAUGAGAAACAAAGGAAUUAUUCAGCUAGCUGCGGCAACAUUACAUGCUUUGGAUGAAAUAAAUAGUGCCAAAUGGGAUGCACUUAAAAGUGCUGAGAAAAUGUUAAACAUAAGUGCUGGAGACACUAGCCAGAGCCUUGCUGCUCAAAUUAGUGACCUUAUCAAUAAGAGUGCUGUAGUAGGAUCACAUGUAAAGAAAAUUGGUACGUUGGAGCCUUCACAGGGGAUUCUUUCUUUCCAAGAUGUCUUACUCCUCAUAGUUUCUGGAUAUAUAUUGGCGGGUGAGAAUUUUCCAACCUCUGGUUCUGGAGGUCCUUUUUCUUGGCAAGAGGAGCAUUUCAUGAAGGAAGCUGUUGCCGAUGCUGUUCUAGAUAACCCAGGUGUAGCAAAACUGAAGUUCCUCAAUGGUCUAACAGAAGAGCUUGAAGCGAAGUUUAACAAGAUGAACUCAGAGGUAGCGAAGGAAGAAUCUAUGAGCCAAUUACAAAGUGAUGAUUUUGAUGAUGAUCAAUGGGGUUGGGGUGAUGAAGAUGCAGAUAAAAAUACUAAGAAAGAGCAAGUGUACGGUGACAUGCAGCUGAAGUUGGAGUUGCGUGAUAGGGUGGAUAACCUUUUCAAAUUCCUCCACAAGUUAUCCAGUAUGAGGAGGAGGAAUCUCCCAUUGAGAGAAGGAACAUUUGGGGUGGAAAGUAAUUUCAGUGGGGAUCUCUACACCAGUAAGGGACUGAUUUAUAAACUACUGACUAGGAUCUUGGGAAAACAUGAUAUACCUGGUUUGGAGUACCAUUCCUCUACAGUUGGGCGCAUUUUUAAGAGUGGGUUUGGCAGGUUUGGCCUUGGACAGGCAAAACCAAGUCUUGCUGACCAAAAUGUUCUUUUGGUGUUUAUAAUUGGGGGCAUCAAUGGAGUUGAGGUACGUGAUGCUCAGGAGGCAUUAUCGGAAAGCGGGAGACCGGAUAUAGAACUGAUUCUUGGCGGAACCACUCUUCUAACUCCUAAUGACAUGUAUGAUUUACUUUUGGGGGACUCUAGUUACAUUUGAGUCUACCGAACAUUCUUUUCUCUUAUUGAUUGGAGUAUUAGAGAGAGAGAGAGAGAGAGAGAGAGAGAGUAUGUAUGUAAAUUGUCUAGUUUUUGUUAGCCUAUUGUAUAAGUUGAUAAUGUUGUGUAAUUGGGAAUUAUAGUUAUUAGCACCAUACAGCCCUCCUGACCGAAGAUACAAGGCCAGAAAUGAAGAUAUACUUGCAUCA